This is a messenger RNA of Cryptococcus deneoformans JEC21, 1299 nucleotides long. RefSeq names its product homocysteine S-methyltransferase, putative. The transcript is spliced from 3 exons. The record is from RefSeq and is a predicted model, not a curated record. Gene Ontology annotation, molecular function: S-adenosylmethionine-homocysteine S-methyltransferase activity. Bases 125 to 1270 code for a protein of 381 amino acids. Gene Ontology annotation, biological process: S-methylmethionine cycle. Lineage: Eukaryota; Fungi; Basidiomycota; Tremellomycetes; Tremellales; Cryptococcaceae.
AGCUGAGUCCGUCGGUCGACGAGAUAGAUGUGUUGAAACGACUUAACGAGACUUUUGACCUUGCAAUUGUCAUACAUACAUCAGGUUACAUUGAGGUAACGUAGUCCAUUUGAAGCACGUUGUCAUGUCUUCCAAUAUACUAGUCCUCGACGGCGGCAUGGGAACAACUCUCGAGUCUUUAGGUGUAGAUAUUUCCUCUCCUCUUUGGGGAUCCGAAGCGCUUAGGACUAAUCCGGAUGUGAUUCGUAAAGUACAUGAGGGGUAUGUGCAGGGGGGUGCAGAUUUGGUGGAGACUGCAACAUACCAACUCACACCUCAAAACCUAUGCGACCAUCUCCACUGCCCUAGGGAAGAGGCUGAAUGUAUUCUCUGUUCAGGGGUCAAACUGGUCGCUUCCUGUAUCGCCUCUUGCUCUUCUCGCAAUGAGGAACAUAACACAAAAAGUAAAGGCGGUAACAAAAGCAAAGUCGUACUCUCCUUCGGACCUUACGGCUCGACUCUCCAACCUGGCCAAGAAUAUGGUGGUAUCUAUCCCCCUCCUUUUGGGCCUUCAACAUCUACCAAUGCUUUCCCUCCCGACUCUAAUGAUGAAGAGGAAGCAGCUAUCCAAGCGCUUGCGUAUCACCACUUGGAUAAGCUCGAGGCGAUCAGUCACGAUGGAGCGGCUUGGCGGGAGGUGGAGUGGAUAGCAUUUGAGACGAUACCUGUUUUACAUGAAGUCCGUGGUAUCAGGCGGGCAAUGGCGAUAUUGAGGGGGAAACUUUCUGCCCUCUAUGCUGAUGGGGAUAAUAUUGACUUGUGGUGGGAGAAAAAGUUCUGGAUAACCAGUCCCUUCCCAAUGGGACAACACCCCCAACUCCUUCCUGAUGGUUCGCACGCUUCCAUCCCACAGGUGAUCCACUCCCUCUUCUCCGGACCUGAUCCCAUCCCCAACGGAAUCGGAAUCAACUGCACUAAUCCGUCUUACCUCCAUUUUCUCUCCUCGUCAUUUACUUCUCACCUUCCUUUUGAGUUUUUCGGUAAAGUGGAAAUGGUGAUAUACCCUGAUGGGGGACAGAUGUAUGAUACCACCACCAGAGCGUGGGUUGUAGCCCCUCAGAGUCCGGAGAAUGCUGAGAAAUGGGCAGAGGUCGUUGGUGAUGUGGCGAAAGGAGUAAGAGGAGCAGAGAGGGAAGGGAAAGGGGUUUGGAAGGGAGUCGUUGUAGGUGGGUGUUGUAAAUCGUCUUUCGACGAGAUUCGCGCAUUGAGAAGGUUUGUAGACAGUCAAUAGUCAUGCAUAGUAAAAGUCUUGGGACCAUC